Messenger RNA from Betta splendens (Siamese fighting fish), 2311 nucleotides. RefSeq names its product calcium activated nucleotidase 1a (gene cant1a). The coding region runs from base 480 to 1700 and encodes 406 amino acids. NCBI's taxonomy places the organism in Eukaryota, Metazoa, Chordata, Actinopteri, Anabantiformes, Osphronemidae. Gene Ontology annotation, molecular function: GDP phosphatase activity; calcium ion binding; UDP phosphatase activity. Gene Ontology annotation, biological process: proteoglycan biosynthetic process. The record is from RefSeq and is a predicted model, not a curated record. The transcript is spliced from 4 exons.
UCAUUUAAAGCCGCUUAGUGCUUUAUGCACAUGCUUUAAAAUAGAAUUAACUUUAUUAGUCAUCAUGGCCAAAACGUGAUUAUAAUUCUUUGUAGAGGACAUACUACGCAUGUUUACAAAAUGAAGCAAAGAGUGCACAAUGCAGCAUAUGAGAUGAGGUGCUAUAUUAGAUUCAUUUGGUUUUAUUUAAAUAAAUAAUUGUUCAAUUAAACAACGCUGGGUUGCCAUUUUUGUUUAUGAUUAUGAUAUUUCCGAUGCCACUGGAACGCAGCGUUUGCUCAGCGCAGGCCGCGCACGCAUAGCUGCUGCUGACGUCACCACUCCAUACAGGAAGUCAUGUCCCACCGUCUGCUCAAUGCAAAUGGAGGAGAAGGAAUCGAGCAAGGAGGCGACACCGUGAUGACAUCCGAUCGCCAGGCAUCAGUCGGACCUUGACCUGGAGAUUCAACAGCGGCGGUCGAACCAGUCCCCCGUCCUCCAUGCCUGCUCCCCCAGGCUACACCCGACUAGAGCAGAAUGAGCCUGUAAACCCUCUGCGUAUCUCCGUAGGAGGCCUCCCCAUGUUGGCUUCCAUGGCCAGCCCCACCGACCCCCGUUUCCGCCUCAAGUGGAAGCCCAUCGUGGCCGUGGCCCUCUCUGUACUCCUGCUCCUCAUGCUCUUCAUGCACCUGAGCUCUGGCCUGCACCCGCACUCCUACAGCGCGUCCAGCUGGAGAGGCGGCCCCGGCGGCCCCCAGGAGCCCGGCUCCCGCUACAACGACACGUACCCGCUCAGCGCCCCGGAGCGCACGCCGCAGGGCACCCGCUACCGCAUCGGCGUCAUCUCCGACCUGGACACGAACUCUCGCAGCGAGAAGCAGAUGACGUGGGUCAGCUAUAUGCGCCGGGGGUACCUGCUGGUGUCCCAGAGCGGCGACAGGGUGGAGGUGGAGUGGGACGCGGACAGGGUGGCGCUGGAGAGCCACCUGUCGGAGAAGGGGAGGGGGAUGGAGCUGUCUGAGCUGGUGGUGUUCAACGGGAAGCUCUACAGUGUGGAUGACAGAACGGGCGUAGUCUACCACAUCGACGGAGACAAGGCCGUGCCCUGGGUCAUCCUACCCGACGGCGAUGGCAGCGUUCCCAAAGGUUUCAAAGCCGAGUGGAUGGCAGUGAAGGACGAGCACCUGUACGUGGGUGGUCUGGGGAAGGAGUGGACCACCACCGAAGGCGAGUUCGUCAACAACAACCCAGAGUGGGUGAAGGUGGUGGGCUUCAGAGGGGACGUCCGCCACGAGAACUGGGUUCCCAAGUACAAGUUUCUGAAGACUGCCGCCGGGAUCGAGCCGCCAGGCUACCUGAUCCACGAGUCGGCGGCGUGGAGCGACACCCUGAAGCGCUGGUUCUUCCUGCCGCGCCGCGCCAGCAAGGAGCGCUACGAGGAGGUCGCCGACGAGCGCCGGGGCACCAACCUCGCGCUCAGCUGCUCGCCCGACUUUAGGAACAUCCUCGUGAGCCAGGUGGGCCCGCUCAAGCCCACCCACGGCUUCUCCUCCUUCAAGUUCGUCCCCAACACAGACGACCAGAUCAUCCUGGCGCUCAAGUCGGAAGAAGACGCCGGGAAGGUCGCGACGUACAUCACGGCCUUCACGCUCGACGGACGCGUGCUUUUGCCUGAGAGCAAGAUUGGGGACGUGAAAUACGAAGGCCUGGAGUUCAUCUAGGAGGUUCGGGGACUGAGGGACUCGCUGUCAAGGCCACCUCGCUGUGGUUCGUCUGUGUUUACAAUCCAGUCACUGUUGAAGUAACUCUACUCACUAAGGGAUCACCCUUGUUAAACAUAGAAGAAAUGAAGGCUAUGAGGGUCUUGGGAAGUGCCAGGCAGACCGAACAAUACCAGAACGCAGCCCUCAGCAACACUGUAGCCUUUCUAAUAAUGAAUGUACAGUAGAUUGAUUUACCAGACUGUGAUUUUUUUUUUUUGGGUUUGUCUAAACAAAGCUUCUCCAAUCCAGGUCCCGAGGACCACCGUCCUGCUUGUUUUAACGCUCCACCUACUGCCGGCUUUUUAGAUCAGGUUUGUGCAGGAACCGGCAGGACAGCGCCGGUGUGAAGCUUACAUGUGAAAGUACACUCUCAAAAGGUCAAAGGUCAUUUAUUCCCCUUUGCCCCAUUCUAAAGAAGCAACAUUCAGGCACACACCACAUCUCUUUGAGUGGCUAAAAUUUAGGUUUUCAUGUUCAUCAGGAUCAAUAUUUUUUGGGGGGGAAUUGAUUUAAUGAAUCAAAGUGUUUGUAAUGUUUUUUUGGUGAGCUGAGUAAAGUUGUUCUUCCAA